GACGACAUGACCUGAGCUGAAGUCAGAGGCUUAACUGACUGAGCCACCCAGGAGCCCCACACUUAAUACUCUUGAAGAGGCUUGUGAUUGCUCUCUUUUGUAGGCUGGGUGUAGCUAUGGGUGAUAUUACUUUUGAGGUGAUAUCCCUAGUUUAAACGGAGGUAAUAAGGUCCCAGAUUAUUAGAGGCCAGAUGGCACCACUUUGACAUCAAAGACAAGGUGGGCACGUUUACUGUAAGAGGUAACAUGUACGAAUGAUCAGAAUGCCUUGGCCUUCAGGCAUCUUUUACUAUGGCUAGUUGACUGUAAUAUCCCUAGGAAUGAAAUAACCUACUAGAGUAUUGCUUGUGUUAUAUAACAGAAAAAACUCUAGAUUUGGCACCCAAAAUCCUAACUUGAUUUGCUAUAGGAGAAUCACAGCGUCUUACCCAAUACUAGACACAAAUCAAUUCACAAACAGAGCCCCUUGACUCAAGGGGAGUCUAGGUAACCUUACGUGGAAUCUUGAAGCAUUCACAUGAGUAUAUACCAUAAGUCUUCCUCCAAACUUUCCCGUGUGGAGCCUGCAGCCAUUAUUAGAAUGGGAAUUAUGAAAAAGGAAAUACCCAGAUCUUUGGAGAAUUAUUAGACACUGGCUUCAGAUUGACACUAAUUCAUAGGAGCUCAAAAUGCCACUGUGCACCAUCAGUAAAAAUGGAGCUGUACUGGUAAUCCUGAGUACUAUAUACUUGAUGCAGUGAUUUUCUAGGACAACUCACCAGACUCAGUAUAUAGUCAUACACCUAUAGCUGAGAUUUAUUACAGGAAAAUGACACAAAACAAAAUCAGCAAAGUGACUUGCAUGGGACAAAGUCUAAAGGAAAAUAGUAAUGAACCUCCAAGUGUCCUAUCCCAGUGGAGUCACACAGGAUAUAAUUAAUUUCUCCAGCUAUGAGUUAUGACACGUAUGAAAUGUUUACCAGGGGAGAUCGUUAGAGACUUAGUGCCCAUCUAUCACCUAACUACUCUAACUACUGUGCAGAGAAGAGUUAACAUAGCAGGCCUGUUAUCCUUUGAAAGGUCUGCUUAAAAUGUUGUCCCUUGGGACAGCUGCAUGCAGAAGAAUGAGACAGGAUCAUUUUCUUACGCUACAUACAAAAAUAAACUCAAAAUGGAUUAAGGAUCUAAAUGGGAGACAUGAAACCAUAAAAACCCUAGAAGAAAGAGUCCAUGACAAAGUAGCAAGAGUUGCAGAGAUGGAAGCUAUACACAGGCUCAGUAGCAUGGCUUUACUCUUCGAUGCAUCUUCAAUGCCUGAUAUGCCAACAGCAAAGACCAACAUUUAAUUCCCGCUAUGCUACCAUUCCCUGGGGGAUCAGUCUGCUGUAAGAUUGACCGUAUCAGAACUCUCUUAUUAUGGAAGGUGCAGAGAUUGAUCCUUAGUGGAAUAAACUGAUACUCUACGUACGUAUUUGCCUUCUCUGUUCAUGAUGCUUCUGACAACACCACUGUCCAUGGCCUCACAGCAUAUCUUCUCUUCCUUUGUGGUAUUUCACAUAGGAUUGCUCCUGAUCAGUGUACUUGUUUCACUACCAAGGAAGUAAAGCAAUGGGGUCAUCCUUAUUGAAUUCACUGAUCUUAGCACAUAUCACAUCUCCAAGAAGAGGCUGGCCUAAUUGAAUAAAUAAUGUCUUAUUGAAGGUUCAGUUACAGUGUUAGAUACCCUAAAAGAAUGGAGUUCUGUCUUAAAGCAUAUAGUAUAUGCUUUGAAUUAGAGACCAUUAUAUGGUGCUGUCUCCCCCAUAUCCAGAAGACAUAGUUUAGGAAUCAAAUUGUGAAAGUGGGAAUAACUCCUCUCACUUGCACCUAGUAACUCACUUAGUCCAUUAGUGCCAUCUCAGCUACUUUGAACCCUGUGUUUUGAGGUCUUUGAUCCUAAGAGGGCAAUGCUUCCACUAUGGGACCUCACAAAGGUUCUGUUGAAUUAGAAGAUGAGACCACCACCUGGCCACUUUGGCCUUAUGCCACUAACCCAGGAAGAAGAAGGGGUUAUUCUGCUGGCUAGAGUGAUUGACCGAUUCUGAUUACCAAGGAGAAAUUGGGUUGUUGUACAAUGGCAUGAAGAAAGACUGUAUGUAGAAAACCACACAACAUACAAACAAACAAAAAUAGAACUAUUACAGAAUCAGACCCUUCACUGAUGAAGACUUGCAUCAUUCCAUGAGGUGAAUAACUCUGACCAGUUGAUGUUUUAGCAGAGGGCAAGUGAAAUUCAGCUCAGUCCAUGGUCUCAUGGUUCAUAGAAUCGAGCCCUGUGUUAGACUUUAUGCUGACAGUGUGGAGCCUGCUCGGGAUUCUCUCUCUCCUCUCUUUCUCUGCCCCUUCCCCACUUGUGCUCUCCCUCUCUCUCAAAAUAAAUAAACUUUAAAAAAUAUUUUCAAAGUUAAAAAGAUAUAGGACACAAAGAAGAAAGCCAUAGAUAUCAUAUCAACUAUGACCUUAUGUCCAGUUACAGUUGUGAGGACUGUUAUGAUUAUUUGUAUAUGCUAUCCUUCUGUCUUCUUCUUCCAAGGAUAAUUAUAUAUGUGAGCGAUGGAGGUUAAUCUUGCAAUUUAGUCUUUAGCAUAAUAUUCAGUGUGAUUGUGACUAAAAUUGGGGAGCAAUUAAUAUAGUCAGUAAUAGAUACAGUGAAUAUUGAGACUGUGUCCUUUUUGUUAGGUGGAAAAUUAUAUGGAAACUGAAGUAUGAAUAGAAGGAUGUAUUUGGACAAAGGAUGGACAAAAUUAUUGAUUGAUCUCAGUUCCAAAUCCAAAUAUACAUAUAAUUGUCCUGCUCUGUGAUACUGGAGCAGAACCCUGUCAAAAUUUCUCCUUUACUAGAUGGUCUAAUGUUAAUCUUUUUAGUAGAAGGUGCUGAGGGACUAAUGUGUUUUUCUCUCUUCUUGUUCCUGUGGUAUGUGGCAGCCAAAAGAGUGUGAAAUACCUACUGGUGCUUAGCCCCAGCAAGUUUCAGUGCCACCCAAUGCAAGCAGCAAAUUCCACUGACAUCCCAGCUGGUUUCCAGGUGAACCUCCCAGGUGCCAUAGCAAGUAAUUUCCUAGCCAUUUCCACGGACACACUGGCUGGUGGCUUCCCAGUGAGUUUCAUCAGUGUCUCAACCAAGGGCAGUAGAACUUAAAGGACUUGGCUGAGCAAAACGUGAAGAGAAGUCUGUGCAGCCCUCCAUGCAGAAACCACCAGCACCUUUAACAGUGCUGCAGACAGCGGCCUCUCCCUGGACAGCUUCUGACUGUAUUUUCACACCAAUGCAACACCAGCUAUUUCUCCUCUUUGAGACUUGGUAGCACAAAGGUCACAUGGAUGUGUCUCCCCACCCUGCACUCUCUUACUCCUGGAUUGGAUUGUCUUUCCUUUGGGGCACAGAACUGGCUUGCAGACGCUGAGCCCAUUUGAGCCUCUUGCUUUGGGAAAGUCAUCUGAAGUGGGAAUGAAAAGACCAUCUUCAUUUUUACUGAGAAAGAAGACCAGUGGCCAAGGUGUGGAAGGACAAGGCAACACACCCCAGAGCCAAGACAAACAUGUCUUUCUCUAUAUGAAGAUUCAAAUCAUGGCACACAAGAUUCAUGGAAAGCACUUUCACAACUGAGGGACAGGAGAAGGGAAACUUUUUAUUCACAGGUUUCUGGCAUGUGGAGUGUAGCAUGUACCCUCAAGAGAGAAUUGCAAGGAAACAAAGGGAUGACUAAAUUCAAGAUGAAUCUACUCCUGGUGAAGAUACUGUGAAGAUGGUUGAAAUGACAACAAAGGACUUAGAAUAUCACAUAAAAUUAGUUGAUAAAGCAACAGCCGCAGUUUGAGAAGUUGGACUCCAGUUUUGAAAGAAGUUCUACUCUGGAUGAAAUACUAUCAAAUAGCAUCGCCUGCUACAGAGAAAUCACUUGUGAGAGGAAGAAUCAAUCCCAGUGGCAAACUUUAUUGUUGUCUUAUUUUAAGAAAUUGCCUUCAGCAAACCACCCUGAUCAGUCAGCAGCCAUCAACAUGGGGACAAGACCCUCCAACACACUUAAAAGAUAACCACGAUGUGAAAUCUCAGAUAGAGAAUGUCACUUUCCACCAUGAAGGAUUCUUCUGGAGAUGUUGGUUUAAUGGGAUUGCAGAAGAGAAUGAUUCCAGUAUCUGGAAGUUCUGGUACACCAAUCAGCCACCGUCCAAGAACUGCAUGCACGCCUACCUGUCACCAUAUCCUUUCACGAGAGGGGAACACAAUUCAACCUCCUAUGAUUCUGCUGUUAUUUACCGUGGUUUCUGGGCAGUCCUGAUGCUUCUGGGGGUCGUCGCCGUGGUGACUGCAAGCUUUCUGAUCAUCUGUGCAGCCCCCUUCGGGAGCCAUGUUCUCUAUAAAGCCGGCGGAGGCGGGUACAUUGCUGCAGGCAUCCUGUUUUCCCUGGUGGUGAUGCUGUAUGUCAUCUGGGUCCAGGCAGUGGCUGACAUGGAAGGCUACAAAAACAUGAAAAUGAGAGACUGCUUGGAGUUCACCCCUUCUGUUCUCUAUGGCUGGUCAUUUUUUCUGGCCCCAGCGGGGAUAUUUUUUUCUUUGCUAGCAGGAUUACUAUUUCUAGUUAUUGGACGGCAUAUUCAGAUACAUCACUAAUCAAACAGUUGCUUCCCAUGUUUUCUUGAGCAUAUUCAGAUACAUCACUAAUCAACCUGUUGCCACCCAUGUUUUCUUGAGAGGUUUUAGAAGAGAGAAUUUUUUUUUUCAUUUUGUUUUGGUGAUCCCAGCAUAGAAUUAGUUGGCGAGCUAUUUAGUUGCUAUUUGAAGUUCACUUUUAUAUUUUACUUGUGAUUUCCCCUAAUAGGAAGGUCCUAGAGUCUUUCCCAACAGCCACAUGUGUCCAUCUCACAUAGGUGCUAUCAAGAACCUAGUUCUGUAAGGAGCAGGUAACAUGGGCCUCCCUUUCAUUGCACCUGUUAAAGCUCACGCAGGUUACAAAGGCCUGUUAAUGGCAUAACACCACCACCUGGGCCAAUGAAGCUUUGAUUGAAAGCUUCCUUCUUGGCGUUCACUUCUGCUGCUAUUAAAAAAAAAAUCUUUGGAGAAUAAUUAAGAACAGAAUACGAAUGUUGUCAGAGAACUUACUCCAUUUCUUCUCCACACACAUGCGUAUCCCCAUACACAUUCACUGACUCCUGUGAGCCAAUUAUUUAUGACUUAAAAAUAGAUAGCAUGUGCUAUCAGUUAAACACAUCGGCUGAAAUGGGCCACAACCAGACUGAGAACGUGUGCUUAUUCCACAUUCUCCCCAACAGUAGUUUGGUUACUUACUUAAUCACUUAGGUUACUUAAUUGUGCAUGCUUACAUAAACCUUAAACUAUGUUUAAAAGUGGCAAAUCUGCACUGCCAAAUUACAUAUGAUGCAGACUGGGUUUUCACGAGCUCAGUGGAUUAAUUAUAUGUAACAUGGCUGAAAAUAUGUAACAACCAAGCACCUUAGCUUAGUUCAGAGUUCUGUUUGAUAUUUUAAAAUUCCUAUUUAAAAUUAUAGGCUAAUAUGUUCAGCAUGUGAAAAUGUAUUGAUGAAAUGUGCUUUUAAUAUGCACUAGCUAUAAACUUUCAAAAUAUUUCCACAUGAAAUAAUAGCCUUGCUGUAUUAAAGACCAUGAAAUAGUAACUUUCCCCAAGAUUUUCUAGGUUGUAGUUCUUCUGAUAAUUUGAUUCCCUUAAUUAUUGUCUCUCAGUUCCUUCAUCUUUACAGUAGGUAUUUUAACAUUUACAGAUCUGCUAUUUCCUUUAACCUCCUGGAAGAAAACUUUGUGCUGGUUGGUGAAUAAUUCUUUCUUACUUGCUAGUGUAGACAUGUAGAUGUUUUGCAUAUCAAAGAUGUUUGUUUGGCACUAAUUUUCAUUGAAAUCAAAUCCAUCUGAGAAGCCCACGUUGCAUUUGCAUCUUGGAAACCUCCACCAAGGAGCAGUUUGGUGUUGGUGAGGGAACAGAGAACCUGUGUGGUAUGAGAGCUUUGUUCUGGACACAGCAUUUUGCUCUGCGGCCAUUGUGAAUACCUAAGGCAGGACUCAGAGACAAAUUAAGAGUGACCGCCGAGAAGAUGCUGUGGGAUAGAGGGGCUAUUGCUUUCCAUUCCUCGGUUCCCCUGAUGGAGAGAUUGCCUGUCUUCUUACACAUUGGUCCUUUCCGUUAACCUGUUUCAGUGGGAGGGAUUUCUGGAGGGAUCGCCACCGUCUGAGGUAUCUGCAGAAUCAUGAGGGCAUUUUAGUGUUUAGUGACAGAUAGGAUUCGCAUGCAAUAAAAACCAAACACAAGAAUACAAGACAAAAAAAAAAGCUUCAAGGGUUUAACUGGUUUCUCAAGCCAUCUGAGUUAUAUCAUAAAUGUUUUUUGUGAUCCUUGCCUUUGUCUUUUUCUGUUUUCAUUUUUAUAUUGCUCCGUUUACUUUGCUUUUGGCUUGAUUAUUAGAAAAAUAAUUAUGGGUUCUGUUAUGCAUAUUUGCUGUGAUAUUAAGUUAUGGCAUGCCAUUAAGUUUUCCAGACGAUGCUAGAUGUAUUUGAUUAGUUCAUGUCAUCUGUAAAUACAAUUCCUUUUUGUAGAACUUUGGAAUGGAGCCUUUUUUCUAGUGUAUUAUAUGUCAUUUAAAUUUCACAUACAAGCUGCUUUCAGUAAAGGUUUGAAUAUUUAUAAAUUUCA
This is a messenger RNA of Leopardus geoffroyi (Geoffroy's cat), 6679 nucleotides long. It is a transcript of the gene TMEM182, whose product is annotated as transmembrane protein 182. The coding region runs from base 3874 to 4629 and encodes 251 amino acids. The transcript has 7 exons. NCBI's taxonomy places the organism in Eukaryota, Metazoa, Chordata, Mammalia, Carnivora, Felidae. Gene Ontology annotation, cellular component: membrane. The record is from RefSeq and is a predicted model, not a curated record.